AUGAACUUGGAAGAGCGGCUCGCGCACUUGCAGUGGCGCAAAGUGUGCAACCAGAGUCAGAUUCAGGGGGCACUGAAACAGAGCCGACAAAUGGCCGAGAAAGACACGCUGUUAAACGCGACCGAGUCCAAAGACCGAACGUCGUGGGUCAAAGCUAUCGUGCAGAGCGAGAUGGCGCGGCCGCUCGAGGUCCCGUUGACCGUCGUCGACGCCAUGCAACGGGAAGCGGACGAAGAAAAUCAAGCGCUGGAGCGGACGUCAGCCUUUCACGCACACAGCAUUGCAUCUAUCCAAGCCAAGAUCCGACAGCGCGAGGCGCAAGCCAGGCGGCACAAAGCGUUUCGCAAGAGCAAGCAAGCGUUGUUGGCGAAUGGCCCGCCCAGCCCCGCGUCGACAGCCAAGCAGCGAAGCCCGGCGCACAACACGAAUUAA
Molecule: messenger RNA, 432 nt
Organism: Aphanomyces invadans
Lineage: Eukaryota; Oomycota; Saprolegniomycetes; Saprolegniales; Verrucalvaceae
Exons: 2
Coding region: 1-432 (143 amino acids)
Source: RefSeq, a predicted model, not a curated record